Messenger RNA from Cynoglossus semilaevis (tongue sole), 3261 nucleotides. RefSeq names its product PRP40 pre-mRNA processing factor 40 homolog A (gene prpf40a). NCBI's taxonomy places the organism in Eukaryota, Metazoa, Chordata, Actinopteri, Pleuronectiformes, Cynoglossidae. The transcript is spliced from 27 exons. Gene Ontology annotation, biological process: mRNA cis splicing, via spliceosome. Gene Ontology annotation, molecular function: RNA binding; protein binding. Gene Ontology annotation, cellular component: U1 snRNP; U2-type prespliceosome. The record is from RefSeq and is a predicted model, not a curated record.
AACCAGUUGCUUUCAAAGGACUUAAAACAGCAAAAACAGCACAAGAACACGUGUGCUUGUUUUAGCCCCAGAUCACACACCACCAUGCUUCACAUUUAAUUUUUUUAGUUUCUAAAUGUUUAUAGUGCUGUAAGAAGUGAUCACCUGUGUGGCUCUGUUUCUUUUAAUUACAUCACAUAUAGGGCGAUUAGCUGUAAUUUAGUGCUUGCAUACAAUUGUGUACUGCAGCACAUGAGAUGCCACAUGAAAAUCAAUGGUAAUUUGUUUGAAAUGUGUCAACAGUCUGCUGACAGAGUCUUCAUCGGAGGCUAAUAAUGGCCCGAGCCAAGCGUCACCGUAUGCAGGUGUACCGCCCUCAGGGAUACCUCCCCCAUUUAUGGGACCUCCAGGAAUACCACCUCAUUUCCCUCCCAUGGGAAUGCCCCCAAUGGGACAACGGCCACCCACUAUGAAUCCAUUGCCUCCUGGAAUAAUGCCCCCAGGCAUGAUGCCACCAAUGGGAGCACCUCCAAUGGGACAGAUGCCAGGCAUGAUGCCACCUAUGAUGCCUGGGAUGAUGUUGCCCCCUCGCAUCCCAGCUGCGUCUGUGCAGCCAACAGGACCGCCUGGUGUUGACACUCCAACUGCAGCACCUGGAACAACCAGUGCUACAAAUGGAUCUCCACAGGAGGAACAGGCAAAAAAGAAGUCUGUUUGGACAGAACACAAAUCACUGGAUGGGAAAACCUAUUACUACAAUACAGAGACCAAGCAGUCCACAUGGGAGAAACCAGAUGAUCUCAAAUCACCUGUUGAGCAAAUGCUGUCUAAAUGCCCAUGGAAGGAGUACAAGUCAGACACAGGGAAGCCUUAUUAUUACAACUCUCAGACAAAGGAGUCUAGAUGGACUAAACCCAAAGAGCUGGAAGAUCUGGAAGCCAUGAUCAAAGCAGAGGAAAAUGGAACGGCAGAGCCACUGGCCCCCGCUGUCACCACAGCUCCUGCGGUGCAAGCAGAGGCAACAGUCACCGUAGCACCUGUAACGGAAACGGAACCUGCAAAAGCAGUCCCAGAGGAACAGCCCGCUCAGACAGCAGCGCAGCCCACACCUGAGGUCAAGACAGCAGAUGUAGCGGUUGCCUCCUCAGAGAGCCCAGUUGCCCCAGAGGUGGCCAAGGCCAGGUAAACAAAGAUUCAUUGGCCAGAGAUCCAGAAGAAAAUAUACAAAUGGAACACAAAGGAAGAGGCCAAGCAGGCGUUCAAAGAGCUGCUGAAGGAGAAGGGCGUGUCCUCGAACUCCUCCUGGGAACAGGCCAUGAAAAUGAUCAUCAACGACCCUCGCUACAGCGCGCUUCCCAAACUGAGUGAAAAGAAGCAGGCCUUUAAUGCUUACAAAGUCCAGACGGAGAAGGAAGAAAAGGAGGAGGCCAGAAUUAAAUACAAGGAGUCCAAGGAAACCUUCCAGAGGUUCUUGGAGAACCACGAGAAGAUGACAUCCACCACCAGAUACAAGAAAGCAGAACAAAUGUUCAAUGAACAAGAGGUUUGGAGCUGUGUUCCAGAGAGAGACCGACUGGAGAUCUAUGAAGACGUCUUGUUCUAUCUGGCCAAGAAGGAGAAGGAGCAAGCCAAGCAACUCAGAAAGAGAAACUGGGAAGCUCUGAAGAACAUUCUGGACAACAUGGCCAAUGUCACCUAUCGCACCACCUGGUCUGAGGCCCAGCAGUACCUGCUGGACAACCCCACCUUCGCCGAAGAUGAAGAGCUGCAGAAUAUGGACAAGGAGGACGCCCUCAUUUGUUUUGAGGAGCACAUCAGAGCCCUGGAGAAGGAGGAGGAAGAAGAGAAGCAGAAAACUCUUCUGAGGGAGAGGAGACGACAGCGCAAGAACAGAGAGUCCUUCCAGAAAUUUCUGGAUGAACUCCAUGACCACGGCCAGCUCCACUCCAUGUCUGCCUGGAUGGAGAUGUAUCCAACUCUGAGCUCAGACAUUCGCUUUGUAAACAUGCUGGGACAGCCAGGUUCCACUCCUCUGGACUUGUUCAAAUUCUAUGUGGAGGAUUUGAAGGCUCGCUACCACGACGAAAAGAGAAUCAUCAAAGAUAUCCUGAAGGACAAAAGCUUCCUGGUGGAAGUGAACACCAGCUUUGAUGACUUUGGCUCCAUCAUCAGCUCAGACAAGAGAGCAACUACACUGGACGCAGGAAACAUUAAACUGGCCUUUAACAGUUUGCUGGAGAAGGCAGAAGCCAGAGAGAGGGAACGGGAGAAAGAAGAGGCCAGAAAAAUGAAAAGGAAAGAAGCCGCCUUUAAGAACAUGCUGAAACAGGCCACGCCCCCACUGGAACCAGAGGCCGCAUGGGAGGGAGUCAGAGAUAGGUUCUUGAAAGAACCCGCCUUUGAAGACGUGACUCUGGAGUCGGAGAGGAAGAGGAUAUUUAAAGAUUUCAUGCACGUCUUGGAGCACGAGUGCCAGCAUCACCACUCCAAGACGAAGAAGCACUCCAAGAAGUCCAAGAAACACCACAGGAAACGUUCCCGCUCUCGAUCGGGUUCAGAGUCUGAGGACGAGGAAUACCACAAGAAGAAGAAGAGGUCGCAGUCCAAGUCGCCCUCUGAACACUCCUCCAGCGGAGAGUCCGAGAGAAGCUAUAAGAAGUCCAAGAAGCACAAGAAGAAGGCGAAGAAGAGGCGUCAUAAGUCUGCAUCACCAGAGUCUGACGGUGAGAAGAAAGGAAGAGACCGCGACGGGAAGCGCGACAAAGACCUGGACAAAGACAAGGAGAAUGACAAAUCCAGAGGGAAGUCUCACUCUGACAAACAGAAGUCUCCUAAAAGAAAAGCUGCCAGAGAGGAGGGCGGCUGGGAUACAUCUGGCAGCGAGCUGAGCGAAGGAGAGCUGGAGAAAAGGAGAAGAACUUUACUGGAGCAGCUGGACGCACCGUGAUGACUGCGUUUCUGCCGCUCUGUGCUACAUUUGUACACUUGUCAGGCGUCCAUUCAUGCAUUCCCCCUCAGUCUCAUCUGACUGCACUGGUCUAAAAUAUCAUGCUGGACUAACUGUCACUGGCAAUUGAUUAGAAACAAGUUACAGUAAAACUGUCAAUGCUAAAAAAAAAAAAGAAAAGGAGGGACAGAAGGAGAUUCAGAACAGCUGAUAAAAGGUGAAACGUCAGGUUCUGCUUUUGUUUCUCGUCUUCUUUAAAGAUCCUUCAGUUGACUGUAGUUGUACAUGUUUUUCUUUUCUUUUUUAUUAUUCAAUUAAAGCAUAUCUUAAUAUCC